UUGGUCGCAUUGUUGGUCCAAAGUGGUGAAACUCUUUCGUCGGAGAAUUUUUUGAAAAUUUUCAGUCUAAGCAUCGUAAAUUUUGUUGCUGUGGAAUGGUCAUCUGCGUGUCAACAGAUUUUCACUAUUUUAUUAGAACUCAUUAAUGAAGAAUCUCGAUAUAAAACGAUUCGACUAGCAACAGUUGAUGCUGAAAACUUACCGGAGGUAUUUCAUGCAAAUAGCGUCAAUGCAGUUCCUACUCUUAUCUUCUUUAAGAACGGAAUGGAAAUUGAUCGAGUGAAUGGAUUCAAUCCUGAUGAGCUUAAAAUCAAGUUGGUGAAAAAUUCUUUUAAUUUAGUUUCGGCGAAUUCCACUCCAGAGUCGUUACCUAAAUUGAAUGAGCUGUUGAAAAAGCUGAUAAACCAGUCGCGCCUUGUAUUGUUCAUGAAAGGAACCAUUGAGAAUCCAAAAUGCGGAUUUAGUCGUGAAAUGUUAAACCUUUUGAAUGAACUGAAUGCGGAUUUUUCAAUAUUUGACGUACUAUCAGAUGAAACUGUUCGUCAAGGUCUUAAGGAAUAUAGUCAGUGGCAAACUUAUCCGCAGUUGUAUUUGGACGGAAAACUUGUUGGUGGACUUGACGUUAUUAAAGAAGAAAUUAAAGAUCCUGAUUUCGUUAACAAACUUCCAAAAAAAAUGAAUCUAGAAGAUCGUUUGAAAAUCCUCAUAAGGCAAUCCCGGCUCGUGUUAUUUAUGAAAGGUGUGCCUGAAUCUCCCAAAUGCGGAUUUAGUCGGCAGAUGGUUGAAUUAUUAAAUAGUUUGAAUGCCGACUUCACUGCAUUCGAUAUCUUGUCCGAUGAAGAAGUUCGUCAAGGUCUUAAAAAAUUCAGUAAGUGGCCCACUUAUCCUCAGCUCUAUCUUGAUGGAGAAUUAAUUGGCGGCCUUGAUGUUUUUCGUCAAGAGAUGGAGAAUGAAACCUUUAUUGGUAGAUUACCUAAGUGUAUAUGA
Dracunculus medinensis (Guinea worm) is the source of this 987-nucleotide messenger RNA. NCBI's taxonomy places the organism in Eukaryota, Metazoa, Nematoda, Chromadorea, Rhabditida, Dracunculidae. The record is from the annotation of a GenBank genome assembly.